AUGUCUUAUUGGCAGAAACCAGUUAACGUCUCCACAGAUGGCCUAAGUGAAAAUCAUGAGAAAAUAAUUGUUUGGGUGCUAGAUUCUAUCUCGUGGACCGUCGCCCCCUUUGCCAUACUAAUGAACGCGUUAGUUGUUAUAGUCGUGUCUCCAAGAAAAGAGCCACAAAAAACCUCCAAUAUUCUGUUAUCAAGCAUCGCACUGGCAGAUUUUUUAACAGACAUUGCAUCUAUACCCGCUAUCACUACAACGAUACUAAUCGUUCACCAAGGCUCUCUUGAAUUCUUACGCACGAUAAACAAAGUAGCCGUUAACUUAGAGGGUUUCUUUUUUUUCUGUUCUCCGUACCACCUGACUAUUGUUGCUUGGGAAAGGUUCGUAGCCGUACGGAAAUGGAUGCAUUACAACGUAAUUAUGGCAAAACAACGUAUUAUCAAGUUCGCAAUAUUCGCUGGUUCUUGA
This is a messenger RNA of Porites lobata, 462 nucleotides long. The record is from the annotation of a GenBank genome assembly. Lineage: Eukaryota; Metazoa; Cnidaria; Anthozoa; Scleractinia; Poritidae.